GAUCAUUUCUGCGUUGGUAUUUUACUAUUCUUUUGUUCUUGGACAACAUAGACUGCCAACUUUGUAAAUUUUUCCUCCCCUUUUCCUUUUUUUUUUUUUUUUUUUUUUUUUUAAAUAUAGACUGGCAGAAAGCAAACGUUUAUCGAUGGUUCGCUGUCAAUACGUUUGUUGUAUAUUUUUUUCUCUUACAUAUAUAUAUAUUUUUUUUUUUUCCUCAUUCUUCUCCUCACUCCUCAAUCCCCCGGUCUUUAUUUUCCUCCUCUAUUGCAUUUUUACCAUUAUAAACGAAAAUUUUCCUAAAAAAAAAAAAUUUAUUGAUAUAUUAUCAUUAUCCUAUUUUAUAUCUCCAUUUUAUUACGACAUAAACCUUUUCCAUAUCCUUCUUAUCUUACAAAAAAUUUAAAAAAGACAAAAAAAAAAAGUUAUAUUCUUAUCCACCAUCCAUAUUUCCCUUUA
Molecule: messenger RNA, 456 nt
Organism: Rhizophagus irregularis DAOM 181602=DAOM 197198
Lineage: Eukaryota; Fungi; Glomeromycota; Glomeromycetes; Glomerales; Glomeraceae
Source: RefSeq, a predicted model, not a curated record